Messenger RNA from Manis pentadactyla (Chinese pangolin), 4663 nucleotides. RefSeq names its product interferon alpha and beta receptor subunit 1 (gene IFNAR1). The coding region runs from base 79 to 1755 and encodes 558 amino acids. Gene Ontology annotation, biological process: cytokine-mediated signaling pathway. The record is from RefSeq and is a predicted model, not a curated record. The transcript is spliced from 11 exons. Gene Ontology annotation, molecular function: protein binding; interferon receptor activity. NCBI's taxonomy places the organism in Eukaryota, Metazoa, Chordata, Mammalia, Pholidota, Manidae.
CUGUUCGCGCAGGCGUUCCUCGCGCGGCAUCCCGAGGCUUGAGCCGGCAGCGGGCGUGACUGACGGGGCCCGCGGACGAUGCUCGCCCUGCUGGGUGCGGCGACCCUGGGGCUCUUUGCUGGCGCUCUGCGGGUGUCGCCGGCAGCCACAGGGGGAACAAAUCUAAAGUCUCCUCAUAAUGUAGAGGUCUACAUCGUUGAUGACAACUUUAUCCUCAAGUGGAACAGGAGCAAUGAGGCUGUUGGGAACGUGACUUUUUCAGCAGAUUAUCUAAUACCCGGGAUGGAUAAUUGGAUGAAAUUGCCUGGGUGUCAAUAUGUUACUAGUACCAAAUGCAACUUUUCUUCACUCAAGCUAAAUGUUUAUGAAAAAAUCAAAUUGCGCCUAAGAGCAGAAAAAGGAAACAGCACUUCUCCGUGGUAUGAGCUUGACUCAUUUAUACCAUUUCAAAAAGCUCACAUUGGUCCUCCAAAAGUACACUUAGAAGCCGAAGAUAAGGCGAUAAUAAUAAACAUCUCUCCUCCUGGGACACAUGGUAGCAACAUGUGGGCUAUGGAUAAUUCAAGCUUUACAUAUAGCUUAGUUAUCUGGAAAAAUUCUUCAAGUACAGAAGAAAGGACUGAAACAGUUUAUCCCAGAGAUAAAAUUUAUAAACUCUCACCAGAGACUACCUAUUGUUUAAAAGUUAAAGCAAAACUCUGGAGAAAAGUUGGUCACUAUAGCCGAGUGUAUUGUAUAAGUACCACAGUUGAAAAUAAACUGCCUGCACCAGAAAAUAUACAAAUCAGUGCUAAGGAUCAGGUUUACAUUCUUAACUGGGAUUACACGAACGAAAACGUGACUUUUCAAGCUCAGUGGCUGUAUGCCUAUUUGAAAAAGAUUCCUGGGAACCAUUUAGAUAAGUGGAAACAAAUACCAGAUUGUGAGAACGUCAAAACUACCCAGUGUGUCUUUCCUCAAAAUGUUUUCCCAAAAGGAAUUUACUUUAUCCGCGUACAAGCAUCUAAUGGAAAUAACACAUCUCUUUGGUCUGAAGAGAAAAGGUUUUAUGGAGAAACACAAACUAUCAUAUUCCCUCCAGUCCUUAACAUGAAGUCCAUUAAUGAUGACUCACUGCGUGUCUAUAUUGGUGUCCCAAAGGAUUCUGACAACAAGUCUGUAAACCAGCCCUAUCCGCUGAUUUAUGAAAUUACUUUUUGGGAAAACACUUCAAAUGCUGAGAGCAAAAUUCUAAAGAAAAAAACGGACUUUACUUUUCCUAACUUGAAACCUCUAACUGUAUAUUGUGUCAAAGCCAGAGCCCUCAUUGAGGAGGACAAGUGGAAUAAAAGCAGUGUUUUUAGUGACACUGUGUGUGAGAAAACAAAAUCAGGUAAUGCUUCUAAAACCGCAAUUAUAGCUGGAAUCUGUGCUGCAUUAAUUUUUAUCCUGCUUGUCAUUUAUGUUGUGAAAGUCCUCUUGAGAUGUGUCAAUUAUGUGUUCUUUCCAACAAGUAAACCCCCUUCCAGUAUGGAUGAGUAUUUCUCUGAACGGCCACUAAAGAAUCUACUCCUUUCCACUUCUGAGGAACAAACGGAAAGAUGUUUUAUAAUUGAAAAUACCAACACAAUCAUUACAGUAGAAGAAACUAAUGAAGUUGAUGAGGAUCACAAAAUAUAUAAUUCCCAAACUAGUCAAGAUUCAGGAAACUAUUCUAAUGAAGAUGAAAAUAGCAUGAGUAAAAUUAGUGAAGAACUUCAACAGGAAACCGUGUGAUCAGAAGUGAACUCUGAACUAUUAGGGAGUUUAGUGGGAGUGACACCUGGAACCUCGGGUUUAACUCCCUGCUUCUCUCAGAACCAUUGGGAGGACACUGUCUGUAGGGGAAGAAGAGCUUCUUCAGAUCAGAGGUCCUGAAGGUGCAGGCAAGUGCUUAACUGUUUACAGAAGAAAUUACAGGAAUUUGGAGAAAAGUCUUCCACAUUCUUUUCCAUUUAUAGCCUUGCCAGACCUUUGAUGAGAAGAGUGAAAUCCAGAAGAUGCGUGCCGUCUUUCCGGUGAUAACCCACAGACCACUCUGCUGCUCAGUGUUUGUGUUCCUGCCGGUUAAUGCCGUGGUGCUGGCUGCUGUGUAUAUCACCGGCUCAUUCCCAUUCCCAGUGUUACAGUCAUUAGUUUUCAGGAGAUUCUUAGAACAUGCGGUCUUUUCUUCGACACUGAGGUUGUAGGCCCUUAAGGGAAUUUCUUUAGUAAGCUGAAUACCACUACCACUCGUUUUCUGAAAAAUAGCUUCGUCUAGAAAACAUCUACAGAUGCCAGAAAUGUGAUCCUGAAAUUUUUUUCAGGGAAAUUCUCUCCAUUUAUCCCCAAAACAUUGGCUCCUAUGUCACAGUUCCCUUUUUUUAAUGAUUUAGGAUUAAAAUCAGGUAAUCUAAUAUACAUUAAGAUUAUUAGGAACUAUAUAUUAAGACUUCCUGAUUCAUAACUUAUUAGAGCAGUAGCUUCUGAUAGAAUUAGCAGUCACUAAAGUGACAGAGAAAUGAAAAACUAGAGAAGUUACUGUAAUUUUUUAAGAUAUGGGGUUAUGUAGAGGGUAGUCACAGUGCGUGCAAGACAUCUUGGGACCAAAAAAAAUGCUACUGAUUCAGAUGGAGGAAGAAGUAGGAUAAUGCAGGAGGAAAGAAGGUAACUUCAGUGAAAAGCAAGAAUAAUGUGUGUAAUCAGCAUUUUGUUAUCAGCAUGCUAUGGGGUUGUUCGUUUUUAUGGCUUAUAUGUCAUUUUUAAUACCAGGCCAGCUCCUCUACUCUGUGUAGCAGUAUUGAGGCCUCCCUUUGGCUCAACCUGCAUGUACUCAAGAAAAUGCAAAUUAUUUACUGCACGAUGAGGGGGGAAAUGAGACUGGGGUACACCUAAUUCCUAAAAUUUAUAUAAUGCUUUUCAAAGGUACCUAUAUCUUAUUUUUGAAUUAUUUGCUAUUUGGGAUAACUCAUGGAGGUCCUUCAAGGGAAGAUGGUCUAGGAAUUAUGGUGGCCUCCAGGGGGCUUCAGCUAUUGCGCCAGGGACCAGUGAGAGGGGACAGAAGUGAAGCUACACGGACGUGCUGUCAAGUGCACAUAAUUUAAGGCCAGUCUUAUGUAGAGUCUCUGCUGAGGUCACAGGUUCAUCUGGGCAGGAGAAAGGUUAAAGCAGUUGCCUGGGAAGGGCUGUGGCCCUCGGCACAUCCUCAGCUCUUCAGAGCACCCCGUGUGCGCCCCUGGACCUGCAGUCCACGCUUCCGGCAGAGCAUAGUGGUGAUCAGGGAGGCCACCGAGCCCCCAAGACAUGGCUCUCUGCCAGAGAAUCUCUGAGUGACCUGAACAUACUCACCUUCUGAUCUUUCUGACCAGACACAUUUAAUUCAAAGCAGCUCUGGGUGGCCCCUCCAUUGGUAAAGGCCCUGUCUGUGACAGUUUGCCUCUUUAAAGAGACGAAUAGGAACACGUCAUGACACUCUGCCACCACUGGCUUCAUGCUGCGCCAGUCUGUCCCGCGCCCAGGCCCUAGAGUUACUGCAGGGAGAAAGCCACUUCAGACUCAGUAUCCUAAAAAGAAAUGAUGCCUUUGUGGGAAGUAGAGGAGGGAAAAUUCAGACAUUAAAUUUAAAAGAUACCGAUGAAAUGUUAGAUUCCUAAGAUGUGAGUGUGCAUGUCUUCGAGUUUUAAGACCCUGUGUAGUUUUCAGUGAACAAGCUGCCACACAGCAUAGCAAGCAAAACCCCUCAUGUUUGCCUCGUCUUGUAGACACAGCAGUACAAUGCCACUCUCCAUUAUGCUCUAUGUGGAGUUGAAUCAGCAUGUGCUUCUAAGGUGAUAAGCAUUUUUUCGGAAGAACAGUUUACGUGGAAAUAGCAAGUACUGGGAGCACCAACCACCUGCCUUGAAAUUACAGAACUGAUAGUCCUCGAAGAGCCCAAUAUAAUCUGAGUCCAUGUGAAAGAUCCAUAUCAUCACAGCAGAAAUAGUCAGAUUUUAUUCAUAGAUUUAUAUGUAUAAGUAGUGACAUGGGUCUGUAAACACAUGCAUACUUACCCCUGCAUGUGUGCACACACAAUGCGGGCCAUAUUCCAUUAGUAUGGCCAUAAAGUACUUAUUAGCACGGAUUCUAAUUAGAAAAAUAGAAAACGCUGCUCAAAACGAACUUAGAGUCUGACCAGAAAUUUGAAACCUAUCGACUUAUUUUUAAAAUAGAGUUUGUAUCUUUCCCCCCAAACUGUGACCUUCAAAGCAGCCUCCAAUUGCUCUUAAGAAUUGGGAAAAUGUACAAAACUUUCCAUCCUCCCCAUAACCAUGUGACUCCCUGAUACGUUCCGUACUUGUUUUUUGUCUGGUGUUUGUCCGCCCCCACGCCCCCACGAGACUGGAAGCUCUAUGACAGGAGACUCUUCUUCAUGAUGUCUCCCAGCGCCUACGGCAGUACAGUGCCUGGUGGAGAAAGUGCAUAGAAAGUCCUCAAACGAAUGAAAUCUAAAAUGUGAACCAAGUGGAUGUUUCUGACAAGGUGUGUCUAUGUUUUGAGUUGUGGAAGGACACAACUACGUUUUCUCUGUGUCUAUGCAACCAACUUUCGUAUUUUUUAUUUCAGUUGUAUUUUUGUCAUAAGCACUUCUGCUAUAAACAAUUUUACAUAAUAAACACUGGCACCAAAA